Thamnophis sirtalis is the source of this 703-nucleotide messenger RNA. NCBI's taxonomy places the organism in Eukaryota, Metazoa, Chordata, Lepidosauria, Squamata, Natricidae. The record is from RefSeq and is a predicted model, not a curated record.
GGAAAAGUACCAGGAGAUUUCAAACACCGAGGCUACGCGGGAACAAAGCAAUGCAGCCAAAAAAGCUUCAGACAAAAACCAGCGAAGGUUGACAGCAGCUGCCCAUCUUCUAGAAGUCAUCCAAGGACUGGAGCAGGCCCACAAGGCUUUUGAACAUCAAGAAGGUGGGGAGAAACCAGGGACUGGCACUCUCCCACCUCCCUAGGUGGCAUCAUCUCCCAUUGGGAACCAGUUGUUUUGUCUAUGUUGUAAUGAUGACGUCGUCUUUACAUCUGUUUGGAGAAGAAAGCAACGACCUACACUGCAGAUUAUGCUCCUGCUGAACAAUGUCCCUUUGGAAGGAGAACGAGAGAACUGAGAAGAACAUGGGAGAAAUUACAACACCUUUCUGCUCAACCAGUGUUGCACAUGAAUCUUUCUCAGAAAAAUGGGAUGGGAGUCCAGGUUCUGCUUACCACAGAGAUGGAAGGAAGUUAGUUCCUCUGGCCCAUAAGUUUCUUGUAGUCCAGAUUGUGAAGAUCUCUUUCUCUCUCCCCUCCCUCUGUUUUGUCUCUCUCUCUCCUCUUCUCUAUCUCCCUCCCUCCCCCUCUCCCCCUCUCCUAUUCAAUCAUCUAACUAUAUGUCUAUGAAUCUAUUGUCCUAAAUUUUUCUUCUUCUUUCUUUUUCUUUCUUUCUUUCUUUCUUUCUUUCUUUCUUUCUUUCU